AUGGCUAAAAGAAAGCGUGCAAGCGAGUAUGGAUUGACGGGAUGGUGUCGUAACACGGAUAACAAUAAGGUCGAGGGCGAGGCGCAAGGCGAAGAAGACGCGCUGAAGAAGCUGUUGAAGGACAUUGACGACGGUCCAAGGUCGGCCAGGGUCGUCAAGCUUGACCACGAGGACCGUGUCUUGGUCGACGGAGAAGAGGGCUUUCUGGUUCGGCGGUGA
Molecule: messenger RNA, 219 nt
Organism: Colletotrichum chrysophilum
Lineage: Eukaryota; Fungi; Ascomycota; Sordariomycetes; Glomerellales; Glomerellaceae
Exons: 3
Coding region: 1-219 (72 amino acids)
Source: RefSeq, a predicted model, not a curated record